Messenger RNA from Alnus glutinosa, 1018 nucleotides. Its product is annotated as tropinone reductase homolog At2g29290-like. Lineage: Eukaryota; Viridiplantae; Streptophyta; Magnoliopsida; Fagales; Betulaceae. The record is from RefSeq and is a predicted model, not a curated record. The coding region runs from base 105 to 902 and encodes 265 amino acids. Gene Ontology annotation, molecular function: oxidoreductase activity. The transcript has 5 exons.
CAGGGACUGCAUCCGAGCUAUUAUCAUCAUAUAUAGAACCUGUUUGAAAAGCUAAAGCACUAGUGAUAAUAAUUAUUAGUAUUUGAGGUGGUCGUUGUAGUGAUAUGGCUCACGUUGAUAAUCGUGGCAGAGAUGGUAGAUGGUCUCUCGAGGGAACGACAGCUCUUGUUACCGGUGGAACCAAAGGAAUCGGGUAUGCUAUUGUGGAGGAAUUGGCACAGCUUGGAGCGACCGUGCACACAUGUUCUCGGAAUGAAGCUGAUCUGAAGAAGUGCUUGCGUGAGUGGGAGGUAAAGGGCUUCCGAGUCACUGGUUCAAUCUGUGACCUUGUUUCUCGGCUCCAAAGAGAAGAGCUUAUAAACACAGUUUCUCAUCAAUUUCACGGCAAACUCAAUAUUCUUAUAAAUAACGUGGGAACCAGCAUUGUUAAACCAACCUCAAAUGUGACAGCUCAAGAUUUUUCAUUCAUCAUGGGUACCAAUAUUGAAUCUGCUUACCACCUGAGCCAGCUUGCGCACCCUCUUCUCAAAGGAUCGGGAGGAGGAAGUAUUGUUCUUCUCUCUUCCAUUAGUGGAUUGUUGUCAAUAGGUGGUGCAUCCCUUUACGGAGCAAGUAAAGGAGCAAUAAACCAACUUUCUAGAAGUUUGGCAUGUGAGUGGGCACGAGACAAUAUCAGGACCAACUGCGUUGCACCUAGAGUGAUAACAACUCCUUUAACGGAGGAAUUAGUCAAAGGGAAAGCCUUGGAAACUAUAAAUUCACGGACUCCUAUUGGACGACCUGGGGAGCCAGAGGAGGUAUCAUCCUUGGUAGCAUUUCUCUGCCUUCCUGCAGCCUCUUAUAUAACUGGACAGACAAUUUAUGUUGAUGGAGGGAUGACUGUCUAUGGAUUCAAUCCCUAGUCGCAGCAGUUUUGAAUAAAUUUUCCAACUCGAUCCAAUUGUUCCUUCUAUGGCUUUUUAUGUUUGUUUUUAUCUCAUAAUAAUAAGCUUCAGCAGAGGUAAUUGUCUUUGAUUUU